UUUGCGAUAUUUGCUGCAGUAAGCGGCGAGUAUCUGACGCAAGAUGGACAGGCGCUUCGCGAUUGUAGUUGCAGUUCUCCUCCUGCUGACGCCUUACGCGUCUCUUGCCAAGAAGUUCACCCGCUGCGGUCUGGCUGCAGAGCUGAAGAAACAUGGCAUCACGGACGUGAGAAACUGGGUGUGCAUGGCAGAGAGUGAGAGUGGAAUGAACUCCAACGCAGUAGGAAGACCAAACAGAGACAACAGUCGAGAUUAUGGAAUAUUCCAGAUCAAUAACAAAUACUGGUGUAGAAAUGGACGCAGAGGAGGAGAUUGCAAUAUUAAAUGCGAAGAUCUGACGAACAACAACAUAUCUGACGAUAUCCAAUGUGCCAAGAAGAUUCACCGGAGGCAUGGCUUCAGGGCCUGGUACGGUUGGCGUAACAAGUGCCAGUCGCGUCUGCCUGACUUGUCCAAGUGCUGAGAGGGCUUCUUACACAUCGCAUAGAACUUCUUCACGUGAAUCUUCUUCAAUAUGUUCACUGUGUAGUAAUUAUAAAUAUAAGCAAGUCAACGAGUGUAGAAGUAGGAACGCCUUGUUCGCGAUCAGCUAAUGACUGUAACAAGCCAUUUGAGAAAUUCUGGCACACUUGAUAAUCAACCAAAAUGUUUUGUUUUACUGAUUUCAUGACGGCCUGUUAUGUAAAACAAAGAGGUAACUGUUGGAUGCAGCGUGAACCACUCGCAAACGAACUUGCCACUCGGGCAGCAAAUGGGUUGAUCAACAUUUUGUCGUUAGCUGUUCAUUGUGCUUUUAUGUCCACGACAUCGUGAACGAUAUAUAAAUAGUACGAUGACUGUGUAAUUUAUGAUGUUUUGUCUGAAUAAAUAUAAAAUAAAUUGUU
Messenger RNA from Cryptotermes secundus, 884 nucleotides. Its product is annotated as lysozyme. Gene Ontology annotation, molecular function: lysozyme activity. The record is from RefSeq and is a predicted model, not a curated record. The transcript is spliced from 4 exons. Lineage: Eukaryota; Metazoa; Arthropoda; Insecta; Blattodea; Kalotermitidae. The coding region runs from base 44 to 463 and encodes 139 amino acids.